Molecule: messenger RNA, 2323 nt
Organism: Eublepharis macularius
Lineage: Eukaryota; Metazoa; Chordata; Lepidosauria; Squamata; Eublepharidae
Gene: SLC38A6
Product: solute carrier family 38 member 6
Exons: 16
Coding region: 44-1420 (458 amino acids)
Biological process (GO): L-glutamine transport; amino acid transmembrane transport
Molecular function (GO): L-glutamine transmembrane transporter activity
Source: RefSeq, a predicted model, not a curated record
UCUUCCCCCGGCUCAGCGGCGGCUGAGGGACUUCGCCCGAGCCAUGGAGACCGAGGAGGCGGCGCGGGUCGGAAGCCUCAACUGGGAGCGGGGCUGGUACUUGUCGGCCCAGGAGCUGGAGGAGGGCGCCCCGCUGCUCUCGCCCGAGCCCCCCGGCGGCAGGAGAACAUUGAAUCAAGCGUCAUCUUUUGGGUUCUCCGUGCUUAAUCUAAUGAACGCUAUCAUGGGAAGUGGAAUUCUUGGAUUAGCGUACGCCAUGGCCAAGACAGGAAUUAUUGGAUUUAGUGUGCUGUUGCUGAUCGUUGCCGUUCUUGCAGCUUACUCUGUGUUUUUGCUGCUUAGUCUGUGCAUUCACACCGCUGUCACUUCUUAUGAAGAUCUUGGCCUUUUUGCAUUUGGCUUACCCGGAAAGGUUCUUGUGGCCUGCACAAUCGUCGUUCAGAAUAUCGGAGCCAUGUCAUCCUACCUCUUCAUUGUCAAGUCCGAACUUCCUGGCGCCAUUGCAGGGCUUCUGAACAGAGACCCCAGCAGCGCCUGGUAUCUUGAUGGGCAAUUGCUCCUCCUAAUUACCUCCAUCUGCAUCAUCUUCCCUCUAGCUCUUCUUCCCAAAAUUGGCUUUCUUGGCUACACAAGUAGUUUAUCAUUUUUCUUUAUGGUGUACUUUGCUCUUGUGAUCGUAAUUAAAAAGUGGUCCGUUCCUUGCCCUCCAAUGCAAAAUUUUGUUGCGGAGUACUUUCAGGUUUCAAAUUCUACCGAAGAUUGUAAACCAGCACUCUUCAACUUUUCUAAGGAGAGUGCAUACGUGAUCCCAAUUAUGGCUUUCUCUUUUUUGUGCCACACAUCAGUUUUACCAAUUUAUUGUGAGCUCCAGAGUCCGUCCAAAAGCAGGAUGCAGAAGGUUGCCAACACAGGAAUUGGUCUGAGUUUUCUAGUUUAUCUUUUGUCUGCGUUAUUUGGAUAUCUCACUUUUUAUGACCGUGUGGAUUCAGAAUUGCUGCAAGGGUACAGCAAGUACCUGCCCCACGACACUGUCAUAAUGACUGUAAAAAUAGGCAUCCUUUUGGCUGUGCUGUUGACGGUGCCCCUAAUCCAUUUCCCUGCAAGGAAGGCAGUAAUGAUGGUCUUUUUUUCCCAUCUUCCUUUCUCCGUGACCCGCCACAUUUUUGUCACUUUGGCUCUCAAUGCAACCGUCGUCUUGCUUGCAGUGUAUGUGCCAGACAUCAAGCAUCUGUUCGGAGUUGUCGGUUCAACCACAUCGACGUGCUUGCUCUUUGUCUAUCCUGGGCUGUUUUAUCUUAAACUCAGCAUGGAGGAUUUCAUAUCGCGGCAGAAACUUGGGGCUUGCGCACUACUCGUUUUUGGCCUCUUGGUUGGUCUUCUCAGUUUAGUGCUAAUAAUUUACGAUUGGGUUAAACAGUGAAAGAAUUCCUUCCUCUGGGAAGCACAAACUACACUUCCAGGACAGCCGCUGAAAUGAAUGUUUCCCGUGAUGUGUCAAGAUAAAUUAUUCAAUCAAAUGUUGGAAGAAGCCUUCGCGGAACUAUGAACACUAUACCAGCGAGUCGGUUCUUUUCAUCUACUGUAGCACAAUCCUUGCCCUUCAGCAGAGUUGGGGAGGAACUAGAUAGUCCAAGAGGCACAGAGCUGUUGGCUUCUCUGUCUCAUUCUCCAGUAACUUGUAAUGAAAUUAAAUCUGUGGCAUGGGAGUGAUCAUACUCAGAGCUUUCAUGCUCUACAAGCAGCAGCAGUCAGUUAAGUAGGAGGUAGGAAGAGACUCAGAGCUACUGAUUUUGACGGUAGCCACGUGUCUUUCAUAUUAUUUAGUUCCCGCUGAAUGUGCCUUAAUGGAACUGAAAAGGGAUUUCUCAUACGAAGAAGAGGAACUUGCUUUUACCAAACAAUGAUAGUUUUGUGAACUGUUUCCCAGGUCACGUUUCUAGUGCCAAAAUGCUGCACAGGUUACAGCUGAAAUCCAGCAGAGCAGGCCAGUCUUCUGCGACCAUCCAGUUGAAAGCCCAAAUCUUUUUACACCUGCUACUGCCUGUUUCAAAGCAACAGCUUGCGAAGUAUCUCCAGCUUCUUUCCCCCACAGAGUGGUUAAAUCUGCAAAUUGAAACCAGGCCCGUUGUCCAAGAUUGAUUCAAGACUGCCAUCCGAGGCGAUUUACAGUUUAAUGGAGAAGUUUAAAAAUGACAAGAUCACUCCGUCUGCUGGUGUGCCUUUGCUUUGUAACUGAACUGUAAAAUAUGCAUAGCUUCAUCAUUCAGUGCCCUUGAAGAUAAGGUCAUUGAGACGAAGUAAAAUAAAAUUCUGUUCCUUUCAA